Messenger RNA from Acromyrmex echinatior (Panamanian leafcutter ant), 4226 nucleotides. It is a transcript of the gene Mef2, whose product is annotated as myocyte enhancer factor 2. NCBI's taxonomy places the organism in Eukaryota, Metazoa, Arthropoda, Insecta, Hymenoptera, Formicidae. Gene Ontology annotation, molecular function: protein dimerization activity; RNA polymerase II cis-regulatory region sequence-specific DNA binding; DNA-binding transcription factor activity, RNA polymerase II-specific. Gene Ontology annotation, biological process: cell differentiation; positive regulation of transcription by RNA polymerase II. The record is from RefSeq and is a predicted model, not a curated record.
UCGAUACGCAUUUCUUUCUUCAUAACUUGAAUACUUUUUCUACUUAAUGCAUAUUGCAUCAGUAUUGAGUAAGCUCAAUCACAUCGUCGAGACAGGACAAUCGACGAAUCGGUGAAGCCAAGAUUAUCGUCAUAAUCGAUAAAGAAAAGGUGAUAGAGAGACGAAAAACAAAAGCGCGCGGUUUUUUGGUUUGCGCCGCUGUGAUCGGAGCAAGUCUCGCGCGCGGUGCUCCACUCUUGUUGACGCGAGCGAAACGGUCACGUCGCGCACGCGUCUUGUUGCACCAGCCAGUCGCAAGAACAUGCGACGGCGCGGCGUGCGAGUGCGAGUGCGAGGAGGACGCGGGACGAGCCAGCGACGAGCUGGCAAUAAGCGGCGCGAGAUGGCGCACGCGAGCACUGGACGGCGCGAUUGGCUGGCUGCCGGCUGACGUCCGCGGCGUUAUCGACCAAUAGGGGGUCGCGCUGCCGCGACGUAUCUCGGCUCGCCGUAGCAAACUUCAGAGGCGAGGUGGACCGACUGGUACACGAUUACCAGCCGCGACGACUCGUUUCCCCCUCUUACUUGCUCGUGCCUUCUCUCUCGCUUCCUCCGCUCGCUCCAUCUUUACCUCUCUCUCUCUCGCGUGCGCGCGCGCGCUCCUCCAUCCGUCUCGCUCGCACGCAUAUAUGCACACUCUCUCUCGCUUGGUUCUCAGCGCGACUUCCUCAAAUCUUUAUUUCAGGCUCGACCGCGAACUCGGGGCGAACUGGUCGAAGCGCGCGCGACCGCCCCGGUUUUUUAACCGUCCUCACGGCAAGCUCACUACAAGCGGCUACCGCCGUCGCCGUCGUCAUCGUGCUAGUCGUGCGAUACGUCGUACAUACGCGCGACUGUGUGCGCCAGGGCAGCACCCGUCGCCGUCGGAGUCGCGGAGAGACGACGCGUGUCUAAAUUUGAAUACGCUCUGGUAGCGUAGAGGAGAAGCAGUGCCGUCCGCGCGUGUUACGCCGCCGGAGCGCCGUCUUCGCCAUCACCGUCGUGCUUGUCACGCGUGUAAAGUAUAUUUUAAGAAAGACGCUCGUUUCGCCGUGCAUCUCUAGUCAACGCAUCUAGUCCCCGCGAUCACGUCGCGGGUAAAAGCUAACCUAUCUCUCAACCUCGCGCGCGACACACGAACGGAGUGAGCGCGCGUACCGACGUACCGACGCACACACGACCUAAGAAUAAUUCACCACGUUAUCAAUCGAGAUAAGUCCCUAUAAAUAUUAUCGUGCGAGUGAUUCACGGCGAAGGUGAAGGAAGCGGAGAGAGAGAGAGAACGAACGAAGAGGAAGAAGAAGCAAGAGCGAUUUGGACUUUGAUAAAAUUGACAAACGUUUGCGGUUGAUUUUUCUCUUUCGAUACGCACCACGACGCAAAUCAUCGACUAGCGACGGUGAACAAGAUCGAAUCGUCGCCGACGGACCGCGAGCAGCGAGAAAGCAGAAGCGUCGCACGCGACACACACACACACAACGCGCGCGCUCGCGCGCGCGCGCAAUUUGUGCUUGCGAGAGAGGAAGAGAGUAGUCCGAUUGGAGAGUGUGCCAAAGAGAGGAAAAAAAGAAUCGCCACGAGAAAGAAAGAAAGAGAGACGCAACAACGACGAGAGAAAGAAAAGAGAUAGUGAGUGUGCCUGCCUGUCGGUUCUCGUUGAUUCCUCCGUUCGUUCGUCGGUUCGGUUCGGCGUGGUAUUGGUCAGCGACGACGCGAAUUAGUGUGCGAGAAUCAGCAUCCGGCAAGGAGAACGAGAAGGAGGAGUAGUAACGACAACAGCAACAGCAACAGCAGCAGCAGCAACAGCAGCAGCAGCAGCGGCAGCAGCAGCGGCAAGUUUUGUUUUGAUCGGCGAACGAUCGCGCCGUCUCACGAUCUUCGCCUCUCUUUCCCGUCUCUUCGUCGUAGGCGCCCGCGGGGGUGCUUUAUCGCGGUGUGGAGGAGGAGAUAUCGAUUGCGCGCACGGGACCAUUGACGUCGUUCUGGAGAACGGCCGAACGUCGUGAGCGAGAAAGAGAAAGAGAGAGAGAAAAAAAACAAAGAAGGACACGGCGAGACGAGACGCGACGCAACGCGACGACGACGACGACGACGACGAUACCUUUCGUUGUCGGCGACUUCCGCACGUUCUCCGUACGCUAACUAGUUGGCGGUGUACGUUCACGUUGUCGUCGUCGUCAUCGUCAUCGUCGUCGUCGUCGUCGUCGUCAUCAUCCUCGACGACACGCGGCGCGUCCUCGAGCGAGAUCGCGAUCGCGAUCGCGGUUCGACGCGCCGCGUCGCGGCGCCGAGAUCCCGAGGAUCGCCCGCUCGCUCGCUUGCUUGCUUGCUCUCGGCCUCGCUCUCGUUGACGCUCUCGCGGGGCAGAUCGAUCGAUACGCCGCGGCUCAGCAGGGACUCGGCCGACCGACCUGACUCCCGCCGUCGACAUGCCCCGCUGAUGAUCCAGUAGGCUGCGAGAUCCGUGUUCUUAAUAUUCCAUCCAGUGUGAUUUCGAAGACUUGCCUCUUAUUCAAGACGUGGUGCAACAAUGGGUCGAAAGAAGAUUCAGAUUUCACGUAUCACGGACGAACGGAAUCGUCAGGUGACCUUUAACAAACGGAAAUUCGGCGUGAUGAAGAAGGCAUACGAAUUGUCGGUACUGUGCGACUGCGAGAUCGCGUUGAUUAUCUUCAGUUCGAGCAACAAGCUGUACCAGUAUGCGAGCACCGACAUGGACAAGGUUCUUCUCAAGUACACCGAGUACAACGAACCCCACGAGUCUCUCACUAACAAGAAUAUUAUCGAGAAGGAACAUAAGGGUGCCAUGUCUCCAGAGAGUCCGGAACCCGACGCAAUUGAAUAUAAUCUUACCCCGCGCACCGAGGCCAAAUACACGAAGAUCGACGAGGAGUUUCAGAUGAUGAUGCAGAGGCAUCAGCACAAUGGCAGCAGGACAAUGGGACAAUCGAAUUAUACGCUACCGGUAUCUGUACCAGUGAACAGUUACGGCGAAUCUCUUCUUGGAUCUAGUCCACAGAUGGCACAUACCAGCAUUUCUCCACGUCCAUCGUCGUCUGAGACGGAUUCAGUAUAUCCUCCGGGAGGAAUGUUGGAAAUGAGCAAUGGCUAUCCUCCGUCAGCGUCACCAUUGGGUGGUUCACCUAGUCCAGGACCUUCGCCCGCACUCGGAGUUGGUGGAGGUAGUGCAAAUAAAGGCAGCAAUCCGUCUAGGCAUUCGCCACAACCUCCGCCUCCACCGCCACCGCCUCAUCCUCACAGGGCUAAUCUUCGAGUGGUUAUACCAACACCACUUGCACAACCUCUCUCCGAAGACACUAAUUAUGAUAAUGCCCAUACGCAGUCUGCAUUGAAUACACCUGUAGUAGCGUUACAAACACCAACAGUACCAGCCGGAUACUCUAGUUUUGGACCAACAGAUUACUCCUCGGAUCUCGGAGGCCUUGCAUGGCCCACUCAUCAGAGGUACGUUGUUGAUGAGUUAUAUUCGGCAGCCACCAUGUCCAGCAUCAGUGGUCUUCCUCACCUAGCUGUAUCGAGCAGUACACCACCACCAUCCACGUCGCCUUUACCUGUAAAGAUAAAAAGUGAACCGAUAAGUCCACCCAGAGAUCCGCAUGGUAACAGUGGGUCUAAUGGUGGACCCAGUAACGCCAGCAAUCUACAUCAUACAAACUUGAAUGUCGGUCCAUCGUCCAGUACCGGUCCACCGCCACAUCACGUGUCUCAUCCGGGACCUCAGACACUGAACUUGGUAUCGAGCAGACCGAGUAGUAAUCCACCUCCGUCCCACUCGGGUAGCAUAACACCGACAAAUCUACCGUCGCCGGGAAGUGGUGCAGUCGGUGAUAUCAGAACGAAUCAUUCUAGCGGUGGCGGGAAUGGAGGGAACAGUUCAGACUACGAGAACGGACCGCUCAUGAAACGCUCGAGAAUCACGGAAGGUUGGGCGACUUAAUGUCGAUUAAAUUGUUGCACUCAUCAGUUGUUUGAUACCUCCUCGACGUACAACGGCAUAUAGUGCUUGUGAGUUCCAGUAUAAUUAAACAAACUCCUUUUAAACGUCUUUGAAAUGCGUACUUCGUACUAUCGCGAUAACGAUAGCUGACGUGAUGGAUACGCUUCCGCCAUAACUAGCGGAGUGGAAAAAUCUGUUUAUAUUUUGAAGCUGACACAGAAUAUACAUUUAUUUGAAGAAAAAAAAAAAA